AUGGAGUGGUUAAUGAGCGCCGAAGGCCUGAAUGUCCAUCAGGAGCUGGAGGCGUACGUUCGUGAGCACCACCCUAACUUGCGUGAUGAGGAGAUCGACCUCAUUGUGGACGGUCGUCUACUACGCAUGGUUCGGGAGUGCUCGGCGGAGCAACCAACGGCGAGCGACCAGGAAGGGGGAGCUGGUGGGGGAGAAGCUGAGCACGAGGCUCCUGGUGCCAGCUACAAGCAGAUCACCAGCGAUGCAUCUGCUUUCUCGGGCGCUGUCAACACCAUCGUGGCUACAACGGGGGUCAACGGCAAGGGAGGGCAAGGAGGAAAGGAGCGAACUGACAAGAAGAAGGAUGACAAGCGGGAGAAGAAGCGAGGCCCGUUCAAAGGGCACUGCUACAACUACAACGAAGAGGGGCAUAUGGCUGCGAAGUGCCCCAACAAGAAGAAGGAUGCAACGCCCGCGGCAGCCGCGAACGAUGCUGAAGGAGACGAGAAGGGUGUGGCACUCACAGCGACGUGUUUGGCUGCAAAGUUGCUGGCGGACGACAAGGACUUGUGGUUCCUUAACUCGGGAUGCUCCCCACACAUGACCGGGCGCAAGGAGUGGUUCACGGUGAUCCGUGACCCAUCUGCAACGAAAUCCGUCAAAGGGUUUAAUGGUUUCAUGCAGGAAGUCGCCGGUGCUGGUGAUGUUUUGCUGAAGGGCACUCACGGCUUGCGUGUGACUCUGCAUGAUGUCCUCUUUGUGCCAGGAAUGAAGGCCAACUUGGUCUCCCCUGGGCAGCUCACGGACAAAGGAGCAAACCUGCAAACCGAAGAACGUGUCACUCACAUCAUCGCAUCGGGAGGACACGUGGCUGCAACGACACGCUACCGACAUCGUCUCCUGUGCCUUGACCUAAAACCGUGGCCAGCAAGCAACGGCACAACGGCUGCAGUGGUAUGCAACGGCACGGCGGCUGCAGCGGCAUACAACAGCACGGCAGCUGGAGCGGCAUACAACGGCACGGUGGCUGCAACGGCAUGCAACGGCACGGCGGCUGCAGCGGCAUGCAGCCGCACGGCGGCUGGAGCGGCAUGCAACGGCACGGUGGCUGCAGCGGCAUGCAACGGCACGGCGGCUGGAGCGGCAUGCAACGGCACGGUGGCUGCAGUGACAUGCAAUGGCAUGACUAAGGCGGUUGCCGACGGAGCGGCCAGCCUCAAGUCGUACGCGGUGGGCCCCAAGGCAACGCCCAACCUGUGGCACGCUCGCCUUGGACACAUCCACUUCGAAGCGGUGAAGCGGACAGCCACGAGCGGUGGCGCGUUAGGCAUGGACCUGUAG
Messenger RNA from Closterium sp. Naga37s-1, 1320 nucleotides. The record is from the annotation of a GenBank genome assembly. Lineage: Eukaryota; Viridiplantae; Streptophyta; Zygnematophyceae; Desmidiales; Closteriaceae.